AUGCUUCUGAACCCAUUUCGACCAUGCGAGGGCUCACCAACCUUCCAAGAGGAGUAUCGGGGCAACUACGUACCAAAGGUUAUCGAAACAGGACAUGGCCUCCAGGUUGCGGCGCCGGAUACUCCAUACGUGGCAGCGGCCGGUCCAGACAAGUUAUACUUCAUCGACACCCGGUUCGAUAUUGAGACUGCAAAGCACAUAAAGGAACAAAUCGAGAAGGCAACUAUACCGAACCCGGAGGAGUAUGUCGCCAUAGACGAGGUUUUGGCUACGGCGGAAUUGAAAAACUCUGUGACCGGCGAAACAACAUUCGUGGUGCUGUUUGCAAAGGGAAUGAAUAGGCACAACCCGGAGCUCAAACUGCCUGAGCAUGAGCCCGCCGGCGAUUGGUUGGUGACCUACGACCUAGGAAAUACACUUACGAAGCGGGCUAAUUCCUGCUACGAUCUUGGCUGUCACUCCGCCCAAGACUGCAUACGGCAGUCAAAUGGCAACUGUCGAAUCUGCCACCAUUAUAGGGUUGACAACGAGUGUGACCAACCGCUGACUAAUGCCAUCGGCCUAUGCCACCCUCUUUGCUCGAAGGCUGUCGACACACCAAAGGAAGAUGGAGAGACGGACGCCAGCUACUAUCAACGGAUGGAAAAGUUGCACUGGGCCUAA
Penicillium vulpinum is the source of this 663-nucleotide messenger RNA. RefSeq lists its product as uncharacterized. Bases 1 to 663 code for a protein of 220 amino acids. Lineage: Eukaryota; Fungi; Ascomycota; Eurotiomycetes; Eurotiales; Aspergillaceae. The transcript is spliced from 2 exons. The record is from RefSeq and is a predicted model, not a curated record.